CUACAGUUAAACAGGCAGACCUGAGAAGCAGCAGAUCAGCCCAUAAAGAAGAGUGUGAUCAUUGUCUCUGUAGCAGAGGCAUGGAGAUCUCCAGCACAUCUGCUUUGGUGGUCUUGGUGGUGCUGCUGUUUUUGUUGGUGAGAUGGAGAAGAAAGGCUUACAAUCUUCCCCCAGGGCCGCCGGCUCUGCCUCUAGUUGGCAAUAUCUUGACCAUGGACAGCCGUGCGCCCUUUAAAACCUUCCUGAAGUGGAGUAAGACCUAUGGGCCUGUGAUGACAACAUACUUGGGAGCCCAGAGAACGGUGGUCUUGGUGGGCUAUGAGACAGUCAAGGAGGCACUUGUAGACAAUGCGGACAACUUCGUAGGCAGAGCCCCUGUUCCUUUCAUUCAAAGAGUUUUGAAAGGCUACGGCCUGACUAUCAGUAAUGGUGAACGCUGGCGUCAGCUCCGGAGGUUCACUCUCACCACCCUGAGAGAUUUUGGGAUGGGCCGUAAGAGGAUGGAGGGAUGGAUUCAAGAGGAGAGCAAACACCUCCUGGAUACCUUCAGAGAAACCAAGUCUGCUCCAUUUGACCCCACGUUCUACCUGAGUCGAACCGUGUCCAAUGUGAUCUGUGCGCUGGUGUUUGGUCAGCGCUUCAGCUAUGAUGACAACAACUUCCUCCACCUUCUCCAGGUCAUCUCUGGGGUUCUGCGAUUUGGCAGCAGCUCGUGGGGACAGUUGUACAAUAUCUUCCCGUGGCUGAUUGACCUCCUCCCGGGCAAACAUGUGAACAUCUUCAAGGACUUGGAGGCGCUUCGGGUCUUCGCUAUGAGCAAAGUAGAAAAGCACAAGGAGAAUCUGGACCCCGACAGCCCUCGAGACUUCAUCGACUGCUUCCUCAUCCGACUCAACCAGGAGAAGGGCAUUUCCAAUUCAGAGUUCCACUAUGAAAAUAUGAUAGCUACUGUCCAAAAUUUAUUCCUGGCUGGGACCGAGACCACCAGCACUACUAUCAGAUAUGCUCUGAUGUUACUGAUCAGGCACCCUGAAAUACAAGAGCGCAUGCAGAAAGAAAUUGACACUGUGAUUGGACAAGAGAGAAGCCCCACAAUGGACGACAGGAAGUCCCUCCCAUUCACAGAUGCAGUGAUCCACGAGGUGCAGCGCUACGUGGACCUCGUACCCCUCAAUCUUCCACAUUAUGCCUUACGGGACAUCACAUUUAGAGGAUACACUAUUCCCAAGGACACAGUGAUUCUCCCCAUGCUGCACUCGGUUCUGAGGGAUGAGGCACACUGGGACAGCCCCUGGACUUUUAACCCCAAUCACUUCCUGGACACCAACGGCAACUUUAAGAAGAACCCAGCAUUCCUGCCCUUUUCUGCAGGUAAGCGGUCCUGUGUGGGCGAGUCUCUGGCUCGAAUGGAGCUGUUUAUAUUCCUUGUGUCUCUACUCCAGCAUUUCACCUUCAGCUGCCCUGGUGGGCCAGCCAGCAUGGACACCAGUCCUGAAGUCAGCGGCUUUGCCAACCUGCCCCGCAAAUACCAUCUCAUCGCCACCCCCCGCUGAACAAGGACAGUACUGCGGGCUGCGAGGGCCACAAGAACAUUCCACCCAGACUGAAUCUCAUUAUAAUGUACUUUUCAAUUCACACAGUUAAAUGGAAGAUGCACGUACCCUCUAAUUUUAUCUGAAGUGCAUCCCAGCUCUCCCGCUGAGCAUAUAAUGUGUAAGAAGGCCCAUUCAUGGAGAAAAUUGCUUUAGGGUCUUGAUCAUAUCAGUGGAUUGUAUGUACACCACUUUUUUAUUUCAGUUCUGGUUUCUGCAUCUGAAUAAACCAGUGACCUCAAAGAGA
This is a messenger RNA of Pygocentrus nattereri (red-bellied piranha), 1839 nucleotides long. RefSeq names its product cytochrome P450 2G1-like. The transcript is spliced from 9 exons. Gene Ontology annotation, biological process: xenobiotic metabolic process. Gene Ontology annotation, cellular component: cytoplasm; intracellular membrane-bounded organelle. Lineage: Eukaryota; Metazoa; Chordata; Actinopteri; Characiformes; Serrasalmidae. Bases 81 to 1553 code for a protein of 490 amino acids. The record is from RefSeq and is a predicted model, not a curated record. Gene Ontology annotation, molecular function: iron ion binding; heme binding; oxidoreductase activity, acting on paired donors, with incorporation or reduction of molecular oxygen, reduced flavin or flavoprotein as one donor, and incorporation of one atom of oxygen.